CACUGACGAAGCCAUCUCAGCCAAUUUCGAUUGGAGAAUCCGGCAUUCUUCUCUACAUAUGCUGGCUCCCAUUCCGGAGUGAACACGGAGUCGAAACCGAGCACCGCCAAAAAUCGCAUGGCAAGCUUGUGGCGUCUGCCAUCUCUGCGGCGCGCUCAUUGCCCGGUCCUCAGCCAUGGACACACCCUGUCAUUCAUAACAUUGCGUUACCACGACCAGAAUUUCACGCGUGCUCAAAACAUCAUCCGGCAUCUUAGCACGAUAGGUACCACUCAACGCGUGGACCAAUUUUGUAUGCGCAAAGAGGCUUUGAGGAGGCCACUGGCGGUCAAAGUCUCAUACUUGGUCCCUGAUCCGAUCGCCUUGGAAGCUUUGAAGAACAACAAUGCGAAUCCCCUCUCUGUGUGGCAGGCAUCUGUUGCGCGCGGCUCGGCCACUGUUACCACUGCUGUCCAAUGUUUAGCCGCAUAUCUCCAUACCUUGGAAGGCAUGGGACAGGGUGAUGUGCAACAAAAAGUACAAGCGGACGAGACCGGCAGAAGAUUGCUGCGAUGGCUUUGGCUGGACAUUGAUCGAUCGGACGAAACAAAAUAUAGACGUCACAUCCACGACGCCAUGAACCAUCCUGCAUUUCUGUUCGAACUUGCAUAUCUGUUGAUCGAGGAAGGCAACGAAAAGUACUUGUGGGACUGGAUGCAGACCGAUGCGAAAGAAUACGACGACCCUAUCACGUAUACUGCUCAUUUCUCUGCACAGGAGAGUAAGAGCCGUGCCGGGGGGCACUUCAAUUGGCGCGGAACACUCUUGAGAAGUAUCAUUCGAGCGAGACUUCAUCAGGCACGUGAAUAUCGACUCUUGUCCGCCGACAAUGCGCUUCGGGAUUUCUGGACUGCUCACGAUUUGAGAGCUCGCUUCCCUAGCGGCUCCGUCCAACGUAAAAUGUCGCUGACACCAGCCGUGGUGGAACUGUGCAACAACAUAACGGUUCCCGAAUUCAGAAACACUGACCCAGUCCAAUGGGACCGGUUUCGAAUGUUUGUCGAAUACUACGACCGCUACAAGACCCAGCGGUUGACCAAAUUGGCAUGCGCACGAUUGGAUAUGUAUCAUCCGAAAUCGCCGGAUUUAGCGUCCGCUAUGCGCAUUGUCAGAGGUUUCCCAGAACAAAUUACUGCCAAUUCUCCAACGCGUAGUGACCUCACUUUUCAUAAUCAUCUAGAGGCCCUCUUGUGCAAUACCAAGGUGUUGGCAGCCAGAAUGGGUAUGUUAGCUGAGCGGGAUGAGAUUGAGGCCCUUCAUGCCCGUUUGAUGCAAGAGUGGAAGCCACAUAUUUGGCAGUAUAGAUACGGGACUGGAAACGAGAAUCAGCUUGUACGACGUGUGUACAGAGGUUGAUGAGCAGCGUGGAAGCAGAAGUAUCUUUGCAGAUCUACACACUGGGCCGGCAACCAUAUGUCCAGUUUUAUGCCCCAGGUUUUGACCGAUUAGUCGAAUUCUUUCAGACGCUCGGAUUGAUCGAUCGAAAGGCCUCAAUAGCGGUUCCUCUGCAAUACUCGCUGCAUUGGAAAAGCCUCGGCCCAGAAUCAGUCAGCAUCAA
Messenger RNA from Cercospora beticola, 1597 nucleotides. RefSeq lists its product as uncharacterized. Lineage: Eukaryota; Fungi; Ascomycota; Dothideomycetes; Mycosphaerellales; Mycosphaerellaceae. The record is from RefSeq and is a predicted model, not a curated record.